Molecule: messenger RNA, 312 nt
Organism: Phytophthora sojae
Lineage: Eukaryota; Oomycota; Peronosporomycetes; Peronosporales; Peronosporaceae
Exons: 1
Source: RefSeq, a predicted model, not a curated record
AUGGCAUCGCAUACAACCUCGUUUCAAGAACUGUUGCAAGGCGGAAUUGCUACAGCCACGCACGUAAUUAAGAAGGAGACAAGAGAUGUUUACGCGUCGUACUUCAAGAAGUUUUGUGAGUUCUGCAUCGCGAAUGAAUACCCCGACCCUGUGGCUGUGCGCCACCAUGAGCUUCCGUCUCUUUUGGCUGCGUUCAUGGAAAGUGUGUCUGCGUCUGCAGCUGUGUCUAACCAAACGGCGGAGAAGAUUCGGGCAGCGGUCGCCAAUUACUAUGGAAGUUACGAACGUCGAGACGCCGCAGGACCUGACAAG